AUGACGGAGAAUCCCUCGUCGACCCGUCCUACCGCCGCCAUCACCACCGCCAACAACAACGCCCCUCCGUCCGUCGUCGUCGUGUUGUUGGUGUGCGGUCUCCCGGGAUGCGGCAAAUCAACUCUUGCUCGAUCAUUGUGCAGUAGUUGCACGGACGAUCCGCAUUCUCCCAUACACGUCGACUACGUGGAAUACGACGCUCUGCAGGAAACCUUGGCUCGUCGCGACAAUCUGACACCCCUCGAAGCCUGGCGUCGGACCCGGACCGUUGCUUUGGAACACGUUCGUUCCUUUUUGACCCACGCCGUGACCACGGGUCCGAUCGUUACAAACACACAACCACAACAACCAGCACAACCACACGUGUUGCUGCUCGACGACAAUUUCCAUUUGCGCGGUAUGCGCCAACAAGUUUACCGUGUUUGUCGAUCAUUCGUCACGCCCACCGUGGCCGUCGCGUUCGGGAUUGCGUGGCUCGCCGUGCCGUCGGACCGGGCCCUGUCCCGCAAUGCGGGUCGGGAUCCGCCGCGGCGCGUGACGACCGUCACGUGGGACCGUCUCGCCGCCGCGGCGGAACCCCCGGACCCCACGCGGUCAUGGGAAACCCACGUGCGGGUCUUUCGUCUGGGCGACCACACUACCGACGACCCGCAUGCGUCCACACGCCACGUAUCCGUACUGCGCGACUGGAUUGCGUCGGCCGCACCACGGAACGACGAAACGGUGCCGUGGCUACCGCCGGUGGUGGAGACGGACGCGGUCCCGGUACCCGCCAACGAGGCGCACGUGCGGGACCAGCAACUGCGACGUCUGGUGCGGGCCGUGGCCGUGUGGCGACCCGAAUGGGCUGCCGUGGCGAACCAAACGCGACGGACUUUGGGGGGUGGUCGUCCGGGAGUCGCCGACACUGCGGCGUUGCGACGAUUGUUUCGUGACGCGUUCGUCGUGGCGUGCGGCCAGGAUUGGGACGAGGCCCACCACCACGAAUUGGACCGUCGUCUCCACGAGGCCGAGAUAUGA
This is a messenger RNA of Phaeodactylum tricornutum CCAP 1055/1, 1020 nucleotides long. RefSeq lists its product with no specific name. Gene Ontology annotation, molecular function: kinase activity; tRNA binding. The record is from RefSeq and is a predicted model, not a curated record. NCBI's taxonomy places the organism in Eukaryota, Bacillariophyta, Bacillariophyceae, Surirellales, Neidiaceae. The transcript has a single exon. Bases 1 to 1020 code for a protein of 339 amino acids.